AUGCACGACGUCAUCGUACUGGCCGAGACGAGGCGACGUCACCUUCUCAACGCCGUAUAUAAAACUGGAGAAGAACUGUUCUUAGGAACAUGCGACGCUAAAGGUUUUGGUGAAAAUGGCGUCCUCGUCAACACGAAUAUGGCAAAGAACAUCGACUCUUUCAAACAACUUACGACCCGAAUCGGAUGUCUGCGGAUGAAAAGAUGUGGUCCAACCCCUACUUUGACUAUCUUCGUCGCUUACGCUCCAACAUCAAGCUACGAAGAAGAAGUCGAAGCUCCCUAUAUGGACCUGGAGAAGUUCUGCCGAGGAGAUCGUUCCUUUCACAAGGUCCCAAUUGGCGAUUUUAACGCCAAAGAUGGCCCAAGAAGAACGCCUGAGGGACUUCACAUCGGGACCCACGGCCUACAAUGA
Molecule: messenger RNA, 414 nt
Organism: Necator americanus (New World hookworm)
Lineage: Eukaryota; Metazoa; Nematoda; Chromadorea; Rhabditida; Ancylostomatidae
Exons: 1
Coding region: 1-414 (137 amino acids)
Source: RefSeq, a predicted model, not a curated record